UCCCCACUCAAAGUAUUUACUUCACGGUAACCUGAGCCCGAGGACGGUUCUGUCCCAUCAGGACUCGGGUGACGCGUUACAGACUGGCAAUGAUCCGUCCUGUUCAUAUGUUACAGAGAGAGAGAUGARACCUGGUGACAUGCCUGUGGGCUUAGAUACACAGACUAAUCCAAUGAGAGGGGACUGGAACCAGUACUGUAGUGGUGUAUACUCUGAAGAGCGCCUAGAUAAGAAAGGAGAGGGUCUGGUCAUAGAUGAGGUGACUGUGAAUGUGGAGGGUGACGCUCCUCUGACAUGGAAUGCAGACAAGACUCACUUAGGAGGCCAGCCGCAGGGCAACACUAGUGACUUCUUAAACUACAGGGAAAGCUUACAGACAAAUCCAAAUGUUGCAACCCACUACCCUUUACACACGCUCAGGGAUCGCGACCCAGUGUCCACGUCGAUGGCACCUUCCGAUUCACACAGACACYUCCUUUUCGAUCAGGUAUUGAACUCAAARGACAGGGCUAGAGCCCAGGRUCAGGGAYGGGGAGCUACAUCAGGUAAUAGUAAAGAGAAARGMUUCCUCUGCAGMUUCUYUAACAAAGGCUUCAGCUACCCCCAGAAUGUGGAGAUCCACCAGAGGAUCCACACAGGGGAAAAACCCUUCAGCUGUACCCAGUGUCAAAUGCGCUUCGCUCAGGCUGGCACCCUGAACAGACACCAGAGGGUCCACACAGGGGAGAAACCCUUCAGCUGUACCCAGUGUCAAAUGUGCUUCGCCCAGGCUGGCAACCUGAAGAUGCACCUGAAGGUCCACAUGGGAGAAAGGUCUUCUGAAGUUUAGAUCAAACCCUGCAUUAAAGACAAAGGUGCAUUUUCAUUGUUGACAUAAAAUAUCCACAGAUGCAUUUGGAAUAACGAGAGUAACAGAUUUCAGUGUUGAAUAUUCCUGGGUAGAAUAUUGCAUCCAGAC
Salvelinus sp. IW2-2015 is the source of this 958-nucleotide messenger RNA. The record is from RefSeq and is a predicted model, not a curated record. NCBI's taxonomy places the organism in Eukaryota, Metazoa, Chordata, Actinopteri, Salmoniformes, Salmonidae.